AUGUCUCGGAAACAAGUGGUCAACGAUUUGUAUCAAGAUUUUUUAAAGCAAAGCGUAAAGGAAGGGUUAGUUGCCUGCUAUUCAGAAAAUGAUAUUACCUUGAGCCCUACGCCUAUUAGUAGCGGCAGCAUUAGAACAUACAAUGCUGAGUUGAAGUGCUCUGGAACUGGAACACCCGUUCUGAUCAAGUCUGUGGUGAACGGCUGUUACAACUGUACGAAAGAAUUACGCAUCGAUUAA
Paraglomus occultum is the source of this 240-nucleotide messenger RNA. Lineage: Eukaryota; Fungi; Glomeromycota; Glomeromycetes; Paraglomerales; Paraglomeraceae. The record is from the annotation of a GenBank genome assembly.